This is a messenger RNA of Anneissia japonica, 5923 nucleotides long. Its product is annotated as MAGUK p55 subfamily member 5-like. The transcript is spliced from 18 exons. Gene Ontology annotation, molecular function: protein binding. Gene Ontology annotation, biological process: generation of neurons; morphogenesis of an epithelial sheet; establishment or maintenance of polarity of embryonic epithelium. Gene Ontology annotation, cellular component: plasma membrane; adherens junction. Lineage: Eukaryota; Metazoa; Echinodermata; Crinoidea; Comatulida; Comatulidae. The coding region runs from base 192 to 3047 and encodes 951 amino acids. The record is from RefSeq and is a predicted model, not a curated record.
AUCAUUUACAGUGGCUAUUCAGGAUGCGAUAGCUUUGGUGGUUUCAGAUGAAUAAGUUGAUAAGGAAAGUCUUUGAGAAGAUAUAUAUUUUUUGCACCUAAAUUUUAGAAAUUUGAAAGGAAUAUAUUUGUGGAAUAUAACUGCAAAAUAAACCAUAGGAUUUCUUUAUGAUGUGUUGAGAUCCUUGCAAGAUGGCAGCAGUGAGUGGUAAUUUGUACACAGAAUAUCCUGGUAGGAUGGGACCGAAGGGAAUUGCAAAUGGACAGGUACAGUUCCCAGCAACUAGAGACCUCCAUCAGCACAAUGGUCUAAAUGACAGCCAGGAAGAAGAAGAAUUGGAUAUACCAAUUGUUAUGUAUAAGGGUGAAGAUCGCUUUGGAUUUUCUAUAAUGGGAGGUGUAGAUGAAGGCUUCAUUCCCAGGGUAGAUGCAGUUUCAGAAGGUUCUCCUGCAGAAAGAUCUGGUUUGGAACUUGGUGACGAGAUCAUCACUGUGAACGGGGAAUCUUUGGAACAUGCAGCACAUCAUCAAGUAAUCGAUUUUAUACAUCAGUGUAUUCAGUCAAGAAAAAUCUGCUUGAGAGUACGACGGCAAGUUGGCCUUGUUGGAGGUGGGUCUGUUGGGCAGAAUAACAUUCAUGAAGCUUAUGUUAUCGCCGUUGACACAAAUGCACGCGAGAAACUAGCUAAACUUACAGCCCAAAAGAAUGUUACAACCAUAGACAUGGCCACCAUGCCACCCCUACAGCCCUUAAAAGAGAAUGGUGUGGGUAACCAGGCUAGUUACAGUUCUUCCAGUUCUAGGGGCUCUACAGCCAGAGAUCUCACGGCCUCAGAUGGUGCCAAUGCACCUCUGCUGCUCCAAAAGAGUUCUCCAAUAGCAAGAGAAGAAGUUCAACUUCACACGUUAAAUGGUCAUUCAACAAAAAAUGAUUGUGGAUUUGUUAAUGCUGCAUUUGAGGACGAACUGCAAUUUAAUGGACUUGAGGAACCAAGACCAGGAACAAACUUUACAAAGUCCCACAAAGUGCAACAAAAUAUUGAAAAGUUGCCGCAGUCAGAUAUUCACUCAGCAGCGACAAUGCCAAAGGGGACUUUCCGUGAAAUGGCAGUAGACUGCCCUGCAGAUUUUGUAGCAGCAAGUGGCAUGAAAAAUCCACCACAAGUUGUUUCUAAUGGAAAUUUACCGCAGAACCGACAUGAUUUAUCAGCAACACACAAGAACACCAAUAACAGUCAGAGUACAAUAAGCCCAUCGGUCACUGACAGGACACAAGCUCUACCAAAUUCAAGUUUGAAAUACCUUGUGGCAGAUGAUAGUCCUCCAGAACCAUCAAAAACAAUUGGAUUGGAGGAUUUACUGAAUACACUAGAUCGUGUUCAAUCAAAAUUAAAGAGUACAGAGGACCAGAAGCAAGUGAGCUUCUUGCAGGAUCUCUUUACAAGCAAGGACUUCCAGGAUGCUGUCACAACUCACAAUAAAAUGAUGGAAGUGGUCAAGGUCGGAGGUCACGAACCCCUCCUAGACCAUUCAGUGGUGUUAAUGGAUGAUGUCCGCGAAAUCCUUCAAGAUACACACAGUAAGGAUGCUGAUGAGCUACGAUGGAUAUUUGACAGUGUAAAUAUGAAGUGUGUUCUACAAGCUCAUGAUGACAUUGCGGAGGAAGAGUUUAUGAAUCAGACAUUAGCAGAAGAAGACGAUCUUGAACGACAAUCAGAGAUUACGGAAGAUUCUGUGAAAAUUGUCCGCAUUGAUAAAAGUGAAGAACCACUAGGAGCAACCAUUUUAAAUCAUGGAGAUUGUGUGUACAUAGGGAGGAUAGUGAAAGGGGGUGCUGCAGACAAGAGUGGACUACUCCAUGAAGGGGAUGAAAUAUUGGAAAUAAAUGGACAAGAGAUGAAGGGGAGAUCAGUGAAUGAAAUAUGUGACAUCAUGGGAUCUUUAUCAGGAACAUUAACAUUCCUUCUAAUUCCAUCGAAAGAUACAAAGCAACAAGUUGGAGAAAAUGUGGUGCAUGUACGAGCUCAUUUUAACUAUGAUCCUGAUGACGAUGAGUACAUUCCUUGUCGGGAGCUAGGCCUAUCGUUCCAGAAGGGGGAUAUCUUGCAUGUUAUCAAGCAGGAGGAUAACAGCUGGUGGCAGGCCUACAGGGAUGGGGAGGAGGACCAGGUGUUAGCUGGUCUUAUACCUAGUAAAUCAUUUACACAGCAGAGAGAAGCUAUGAAGCAAACAUUACAGGACGACCCAGAACCCCAGAAAAAGUUGAUGUGUGGCUGCAAAUCAAAAAAGAAAAAGAAAAAGAAGAAAGUUCUCUACAAUGCAAAUGAAAAUGAAUAUGAGAGUGAAGAAAUUUUAACAUAUGAAGAAGUAGGGAUGUACCAACCGAAUAUCCACAAAAAACGACCAAUAGUGCUUGUUGGGCCACACAGCGUGGGUAGGCAUGAGCUGAGGCAGAAACUCUUAGAGGAUUCAACAAAAUUUGCAUCAGCAGUACCUCACACGAGUCGAGCAAAGAAAGAUUUUGAAGUCGAAGCAGAGGAUUAUUACUUUGUGACACGACAGCGUUUUGAACAAGAUAUCACAGCAGGAAAAUUUGUAGAACACGGAGAAUUUAUGAAGAGCUUAUAUGGGACGAGCCUCGAUGCAAUACGCCUCGUAGUUAAUUCGGGCAAAGUUUGUGUUUUAAAUCUACAACCCCAGGCCUUGCGGACUGUAAUUGAGGAUGUACAAAAAAUACAAUGGAAUUCUUCCUGGUUAAUGUCAUUGAAGAUUCUGAAAAAUUCUGAUUUGAAACCAUACUUUGUGUUUGUGUACCCACCCUCUAUUGACCGUUUACGACAACAACGAGCUGAAGCUGGGGAGACACUAAAGGAAGAAGCUUUGCGUGACAUCAUCGAGACCGGCAGGACAAUGGAGGAUCUCUAUGGUCAUUACUUCGACUUCAUACUGGUGCACCAUCACCACGAUAGAGCGUUGGAAGAUCUAAUUACCGAGAUUGAGCGUAUCGAAACAGAGCCACAGUGGGUUCCAGUUUCUUGGUUAGGUUGAACGUAUUAACAUUCUUCAUAUCUUAUAAUCUCUAGCAAUAAUUGCCCAAUAGAAAAGCUGAAAUCAUAAACCCUUGUAUCCUAAUCCAACAUGAUUGGAACAAAAUAAUGACCUUUGACAUGAUGCAAGAAUGUUUUAUUGUUUAUAUUUAUAGGUUAAAGUCAUGUCAACCAUUGGUUCACCCAAAUCUUAUUCUUUGUAAUAUGUACAUACUUAUGUUUACCGGGUUUUUCUGCCUCACAUGGUCUUCAUUUAUACUGGUACAUGUAGUAUGAGAAAUAUUUGAUACCCCUUCAGUUCAAAAUCCAUCAUUUGAAUUAACAAAGCAACCACAACAUGGUGUAGUACUGCAAAUCCACAUUUCUAAUACGUGGGUUAUUUGAGAUUUCUUUAUUUACCUCAGUACUGUACCAUCAGAUUGUUAUCACAGUAAUGGUAUAACUUCGUAUUAUCAAGCUUGAUUAUGUAGCAAAGGGGGUGAUGACAAUAGAAUAAACCUCAAGUGGCAGAUAUGGAAUGAAAUCCAAUAUUAUGAGCAUGAACCUUUGUCAAAAAUAUACAUUUUACUUGCACUUUUGAGGUUCCGCUCAUUUUGGUCAACAUCUCACUUAAAUCUCAAAUGAAUUGUUGUUUAUUUAGCCAUCAUAUAUUUUUACAAUUUUUGAAUGGCGCUAGUAAGAUUUUAAGUUGAUUUAGUUAUAGUUAUAUCAUUGAAUAAAGUGUAAAUUUUAUUAUUUUAUAUUCUGUGGUGCAUAGAUUAAAAGUAAUAUUUUCCACAGAAAAUCCUUGAUAAAAUGAGCAAUUAGAAAUAUACAUUUAUAUGAAUCUUGUAAAAAAAAUGAAAUCCAAUUUGUAUGUACUGUAAUGUUUAAAAUCUGACACAUUUAUUACUUAACAGUAAAUUUUCUCUCUACAGAUGAGUAUUGGUUUUAUUAUUAUACAAUUUUAUUUUGUUAUUAUUAUGCUUCAAUUGACCCAAACCCUCUGAUUCCUGUACGCAGAUGAUUUUAUGAAUGUGUAUGUAUGAAUGGAAGAUUUAUGAGAAAUUAUAUGAUGAAUUAUUUAUACCAUUUAAAUUAAACACCAGAAUGGUUAUGUAAUAAGAAAUAUGAAUUUUGUUGAAUUAAUUUCCCAACUUGAGUUGGGGUGGGCAUACAGAGUCAAUGCUGUAAUAUGAUUCGUUGAUUGCAGGUACAGUAUAGGAACUGGUUUUAUUUUAUAAUUUAAUAAUUAACCAAAAGUCCUCUGUAUAUUAUGCUAUAUCAUACCAUUCCUAUAGAACCUGUUAUCGCCUUGUAUUUAAUACGUAGCUAAGCUAUUCCAUACACCAUUCCUAAAAAUUGUUAAAGUUAUGAAACACCUAUGUCACCUUGUAAUUAACUUUUAGCUAAGCACUUUUCCUCAGUGCCUUGUAAAGGGAAGGGAGAGUAGAGAAAAUAAUUGUCUUCCAUGAAAAAUGUAAAAAGAUCUUGGAAGAUGCUUUUUAUUACCAUUCAUUAACAACUUCAUAAUUAUUACUAAUAAUAAUACUUUUAAUAUUAUUAGCAUCAAUACUUUUACCAUAAUUAUUUUUAUUAUCAUUUAUAUAGCAAUUUAAUCAUUAUUUAUGUAAUGCAUAGUUGAUAAUUGGCCAAUCCUGAUGCUAUAUUUAUAUGAUUGUGCAUAUACAGUGUAAGCACAAGUGCUUUUUAAUAUAUAAAUUUGUAUUAGUUACAUUCUUUGUUCAUGUUAUAUCUGAACAGUCAAGAAUCUAAAUGGCAGCUAUUCCAUGGGAUUAUCUAUUUCAUGUAAGAACUAGUCUGUAUAAUUCUGGCCUGGUCCUAAAUCAUCUGGGAUUAAUUGUUUCUAAAAAUAGACCCAGUUGCAUGUCCCCCUCCCCCACUGAUUAUUCCUUGACCAUCAACAAACAUGAAUGUGAAACAACCUCUUAAGAUAUAGCAAUUAAUGUAUGCACAAUUUUUAAAUAGUGUGUUAGUCGUAUUGCCAAUAAUCUAAAUCUAGUUUCAUUACCAUUAUUAUUUUGUUAUAUUUACUUUGUGCUUAUGGUUUACCAUCAAAUAUUUAUACAAGUACAGUAGUUAUAUUCCAUGUACAGUAUAUAAACAGCGCAAUAUGAAUUCAUGUGCUUAUACCUUGAUUCAAACAUAAAAACACAUACUUACACACCCUCACACACCAUGAUUUAUGUAGAUGUGAUGUUUUAGUUAACUGUCAUUGAUGGUUGUCACAGCCUACAAAUUUAUCAUCUUUGUCCGUAGUUUCAGCAGUAUUUCUAAUUGGUAUAGUGUGAGAUGAUAUACUUAAUACAAUACACAGUUUUAUAUGUUUUAAAUACAAAUUGUAAAAUCAGAUUUUAAAUUCAUUUAUUUGUUUUCAAAGCCAACAAUGAUGCAUAAAAUAUUAAAGGCAUGUAUCUGUGAUACUUGCCAGAAUGUUAUUUUGAAUGAAAUAAACAAAUUAUUCAAUGUGUAAAAAUUAAAUUUAUGAAUAUAAAAAAAUAACAUAAGAAUCAUCUUUGUUUAUGACUCGUGGGCAGAUACCAUACUAAUUUGUUUUCAUAGGAAAAACAAAAUAAUACUUAAAAUUGAAUUUAACAGCUAUACAGUGGUAUUACAUUCCAGUUUAUAAACUGCAACUCAAGAUACUGCAAAUGAGUGCAACUUACAACAUCAUUCUUGAUAAAUCUUAUAUAUCCCAAAUUAGUGCAACCAAGCAUUGCAUUGUUUUCUCUGCCCAAAGUUUAUGGUUGUUGAGAUGGUGUUGAAAUUCUGAAAUUUGCCAAUAUAUUUUUAUUGUAAAAUAAUGUACUAUUUACUAUUAAGCACACCUUUUGUAUCAGUUGUCAAAAUACAGCAAAUAAUGUACACUUGUAUAAA